AUGAAUCGAUUCAGGAAACAGAAGAAGGCGAAGGAUGCGCCGGAAGGGCAAGCAACAGGGUCGACUGAGUCAGAAGUACCAACACUCCAUACGAAGAAGUCUCGAACGUUUGGUAGGUCGAAGAAGCAGGAGCCGGAACCUAUGCCAGAACCGGAAUUCGAUGUUGCCAACGCCUUACCGCCGACGGAUGACUUCCGAACAAGUCUUUUGAUGAGUGGCCUCUCAGCCCGAUUUUCAAUGUUACGAGAGCAAGACGAUCCAAAUUCAAAGAUUGGCAAAGCAAGUGACGACAGCGUUUUAUUUCCUAAGCAAGGCACAAAAUUCAACGAGUUUGACUUUCAGAGGCCGUAUGGAUUAUCAGAUAUUGCUGAAGUAGCAUCUAUCAAUGGAUCAAUCAGACCCCCUUUUGCGGAUCGAGAGAGAAACGAUUCCUACAGUACAUUAACUGGAAGUGUAGCAGAUGAUGACUCGGUGCACAGCGGAAGUAUAAUGAGUCGAGCUAAACCAGGAGAAGGAAACAAUCUGUUUGGCGGUCGGCAAAAGAUAUACAAACUUCCUGCAAAUUCAUCCGCAUCCACGAAAAGUCUGGGAGAAGGGGGCAAUAUGCCUGGGAGAGCAGUUUACGAUCAUGAUGUGAGCCAGUCCGCAUUUCAAAAACUGCGAGAACGGGAAAAGGAGCGAGAGCGAGUGGCACGAGAGGAAAGUGAAGCAGCGCAGCAAUCAUCACGCCCUCCAUCUCCACCACUGUCUGGCUACAACCGCAACCGGGAAACCUCCUCGACUACGUCGUCAGCACAUGGAAAUGUCAGAAUCUCUACAGCCGCAACUUCUGUUACCUCUCAGAGAACACCAUCCUUGAAAGGCGACCAUACCCCAAUCACGCCGAAUGGAUCUAUCAAUGGAAAUUUGGAACGAUCCACAACGAAAACUCGUCGACUCUAUGAAACGGGUCUCGAUCAGCAUUUGCAUGAGCAGCAGCAUUCUGCUAUGAACAGGAUCGAUACCUUGAGCAGGCAACGAAAUAUUGGAACAAGGACGCCACCUAUGAACUCACCAACUGGUAGCUUCCCAUCUGAUAGAUGGGACAGGCAGGUCCUAUCAAAGCAAAGUAUGCCUAAUUUGCGACCAACCAGCCCAGUCCAAAGCAAUACAGGUCUUAAUGGGUUCGACUUUGCGGUCAAGCCAGCCAACCCACCAGAUUCGAAAGCCUACGGUAUAUCAUCACCUCCUCUCAGUCCACCUCCCGGACAGGGUGAGACGGUUCUCCUGCCAGUGCGACCAAAUGACCGCGGAAAAGCUACAGCUACAGGAGCAUUCUCGCGACCUUCUGAGCCAUAUGACGAGCACAAAUAUUCUCAACGCCAAGUCCAAAUGCAGCAAGGACGGGAAACUCCACCACUUAGGAAACAUUCACCUCCAGACGUCUUCAUCCCGCGGCCACAAGGAGGGAGAAGCCGUGCCAAUUCGAAUGCUACCUUUGCAUCUUCUGGGUCUGGUCGAUCAGGGUCGAACUCAUCAGCAAAUCGACACUUUCAUCCUCAGCGCGUCUCUGAAACUCAACCAACUACUGUCCCGGAGAAUAAUGCGGUCAAAGGUAUCUUCUUGACAUCACCAGAAGAUGUGGAUAUGCCGACCACAGAAGACCAGCCAUUGAGAUCCCAGGGAAGCGCAUUGGAUCUUAGCAAGAUGAACUUCCAGGACCAGAAUGUCAAUCUUGAAAGACCACCUGAGUCGCAGCAUCCUGCCAACCGUCAGAAGAUAGCAGAGUCCUCCGUUGUACCCAAGGAUGGUAGUUUAGACUCCCCGCGAAGUGGUGAUGGCUUACUCACGCCCGACUUCAAUAAGCCUUCUUUGAACCUCCCAGCGGACUCUCCAACUCUCGGGCCCACAUCUGGUACCACUGGUCUGAGUGGUAUGGUCCGACAACACCUGAGAAGUGAUAGCAAUACCUCUUCCGUCUAUGGCGGUGCCUCUUCUGGUGCAUUGACUUCUCGUUUUCCCACCGAAAUAAAUCAGCCAUUGCCACAAGAUUACUACAGUCAGAGUAAUCCAUGGGAUGGCGAUGAUGGCUGGGACCGAGAUUAUUACACCAGUCAAAGCAGUGCUGAGCUACCAAAAGAGCCAAAAGAUCUGGAUGCACUUCCAUCUCCUCUAGCUGUCCGUUCGCCCAACGUAGAGAAGCGAAAUGACGGUGUGAAAUCAGCAUGGGAGAGGGAAUUGGAAUCACAUCAUACACGAGACGGAAGCACCGAGACUCAAAAAGAGAGGCUUGACUUCAAAAACGAGCUCGCCGAGCGACGCAGGCGUGUGCAGGAGAACAUGAAGAGCUUUGUCGAGGCUGAUAGCAGAUCAGCAAGUCCACUCCCAGAUCUUCCUUCGAAGUCCAACCCUUUAGGUCUUCUGAAGUCCAAAUCCAGCCGAGGUUCUUUGGUCGUAAGAAGCAAAGAGCCACCACAGCUAAAGGCUAUGAAAAUGCUGGGACUUGGUAGUGCAACGAUCACCAGCUCGCCUUCGCCAAACCACGCAGAGUUUGACUCUGAGAUCCAUCGAAAUUAUGAGGAUCAUCCUGUCAAUGGUGGCCAAGUUCGAAGACCCAAUCCCCCUCCCGAGAACAGGUCAUUUCGGCAAGCACGAAGAGAUGCUCAGCAUGAUCGCGAACGUCAGACGGCUAUUCGGCACCAAGGACAAGGUAGAGAGGGCCACAACCCCCAAUGGAGACCUGAAAACCGAUCUCCUCAACCCGGUAACAUGAAUCACCGCGGACCACCAGGUGCACGACCUCGCCAACGAACCCCAAGCAAGGAGAGACCUCCACAAGUCAUGACACGUCCAUCUCGAAACGGUACGAUGGAGAGCCAAAACAGUGGCCCAUCCAGCCGAUCUGACUCCUCCCCUUCAUCACGGCCUUCCCGCGAUCGAUCAGGGUCUGAUAACUCUCAAAAUCGAUCCAAGAGCCGCAAUGGCAGGUAUAGAGAUGACUUGGCCAGAGAUGGAGCAGCCUCCAAUGACCAGGCACACUACAACGAUCUUCAACUUCCUGCUAUUCCUAUGGCUCCAAGGUCUCCUGGUGGUCUGCCGUCUGGACCUUCACCUAUACCGUCUCCUAUGAUGCCUCCAGGUGGAAGAUCUCGAAGCAACAGCCGACCUGCACCCAUCCCGAACGAGCAUGCUGAAUCUCAGCGAACUCUUGCUCCAAUUAAAAUCCAUGACGGACCCUAUGGUCUACCACUUUCUCCCAGACCGUCACCCACAGCUUUGUUUUCUGUCAAUCAGACCCCAGCUCAGCCAUCUCCCGGGAUGCCUCCAGCAGUAACGCCUACAGUCGCAGCAUUCCAGCCACAACCUCAUGUACCCACCGUCCGCAAAAUGUCGGUGAACAAGUCUCAAAUUUCAGAGCCUAAAUUUGUAUCUUCUACAUCGAGAGUCACCACCAUCAAUCUUUCACAAGUUUCCCAACAGAACUUGCAGAAUGGAAUGCCUGUAAUUGGUGCCCCGCCCAUUCCUCCAGUCAAUCCUGCACGCCGUCAACCUCGCGGAAUGUUUGGACUCAGAAGGAAGGAUGAUUAUGAGGAAGUACAGCCCAUGCCUCAAGCUACUCAAUCUACCGAAGAGAUGAGCACGUUUUCUGACGACGGAGAACCCAAGUCUCGCAACCGACAAAAGCUACGAAAGGUCUCCAGUGAGGGUGGAAAUCUUAACGCCAAAGCAAGACAAGCUGCAUCGGCCAAGCCAAGUCCAGCUAUGCCCACCACCACAGCUUUUACAGCACCAAGAGGUAAUAGCCCUCCACGACCACCUCCAUCCGAAGGAGGAAUGUUUUAA
Glarea lozoyensis ATCC 20868 is the source of this 3822-nucleotide messenger RNA. RefSeq lists its product as uncharacterized. The transcript has a single exon. The record is from RefSeq and is a predicted model, not a curated record. NCBI's taxonomy places the organism in Eukaryota, Fungi, Ascomycota, Leotiomycetes, Helotiales, Helotiaceae. The coding region runs from base 1 to 3822 and encodes 1273 amino acids.